Fusarium sp. VM40 is the source of this 1062-nucleotide messenger RNA. The record is from the annotation of a GenBank genome assembly. Lineage: Eukaryota; Fungi; Ascomycota; Sordariomycetes; Hypocreales; Nectriaceae.
AUGCCGUCUCAAAUACCUACUUCAGCGCCUCGCUACAGCUUCAUGGAUGACUAUAGCGAGGGUGCGCAUCCAGCCCUUCUUAAAGCCUUGAUCGCAAGCAACACAACGCAAGAAAACGGCUACGGGGGCGAUACAUACUGCGAUCUUGCGCGCCAAAGAAUCCGUCGCCAUCUUGGUCGAGACGACGUAGGCGUUUUCUUCGUGCCCAGCGGAACAUCUGCCAACGCCAUCUCCAUCGACGCCUGCCUCCGACCUCACGAAGCUGUUAUUGCCGCCAGCUCCGGCCACAUCGUCACAAGAGAGACGGGCGCAGUCGAAGCCAGCGGCCAUAAGAUCAUAAACGUCGCGCCCAAGAAUGGAAAGCUUACUCCAGAGAGUAUCGAGCGUGCGUUAGACGACAACUGGCAUUUUCCUCACAUGGCCAAACCUCGCUUGGUGUAUAUCUCGAACGCUACCGAGAUCGGCACUAUAUAUACGAGAAACGAACUCGCAGCGAUUAAACAAGUCUGCGAAAAGAACGGCCUCAUAUUGUUUCUCGAUGGCGCUCGUAUCGGCACUGCCCUUGCAUCCAAGGCCAACGACAUGACGUUAGCGGAUAUUCUUGAACUGACUGAUAUGUUCUGGAUCGGCGGCACCAAAAACGGGGCUCUUCUUGGCGAGGCCGUUGUUGUCAAGGACGCACGGCUAGCCUCUGAAUUCGAAUUCUAUGUCAAGCAGCACGGCUCCUUACUUGCAAAGGGGCGUGUAAUCGGUGCCCAGUUCGCCGAGCUUUUCGAAGGCGACCUGUACUUUGACCUCGCGGCAAAGGCCAAUCUUGCAGCUGAGACGCUUUCAAGCGGAAUUGCACACGCCGGAUUCUCGGUAUACGCUGCGACGGAGACAAAUCAAGUGUUUGCCGUGUUGCCUUUAGAUUUAAUCAAUGUGUUGAAGGAGAGUUUUAGUUUUUAUGUUUGGGAGAAGUGUGGUGAUGAUGAGGCGGUUAUUAGGCUGUUGACGACGUGGGCGACUGAUUUUACGCAGCUGGAGAGGUUCAUUGAGGUAGUGCAUGCUUGGGGAGCAUAA